UAACCAGUUUCAAAUAGAUUUUAAACUUUAAACAAUUCCACUUUAAUUUCAAAAAUUUUCCGUUCCUUGUUUUGAAAAAGUUCACCAUUUUGAGCAUAACAAAACUACACACUCGUGUCCUGUAUACAAUAAUGUAUGAGAAAUCAAAGGGCAAAUUUAGGCAGCCAAAUUGGAUCUAGCCAACGACGGUAUCAAUACAGUUGACAUCAAGAUUGAUCUGAUAACAACUAUCAUAGUUAAAGGGAUAGAAUUCUAGUGUGUGUAUUGACCAUUUGGUAAUUGAUAACCAAUGUCAAGUUCAGAUGAAAUAAGAGCCAAACGAUUAGCCCGAUUGGCUGCAUUAGGAAGUAAUAGUAGUGGAACUGGAAGUGCUUCUUCUUCUUCUACCCCUACAUUACAGAAAGAGGAAUCGGAAGAAUCAAAGAAAUCACUGAUUCCUCCAGUGUCUGUUGCAAAACCAAGUGAAUCCCCACAAGUAAAGCAACAAGACGUACCCAUCAAACCAUCCACUCCAAUCACUCCAAAAGAACCAGUGAUUGAAUUAUCGGAAGAAGAACAAGUAUCAAAAUGGUUUAGUCAAGAAUUAGAAGUGAUAUUUCAAGCUACCAUUGAUCCAACUCAUAAUACAAGAGGAUUAUUAAUGUUAUCAGGAUUAGUAUCAGACCUUGAUGAUGGACUUUUAAAUGAAGAUUCAAUUGAACAAAUCUAUAUGGAAAUCUUAUCUGAAGUUGGAAUCCCAGCUCCUUAUAAGACUACCUUGGAAUAUCUUUAUAGUGUUUAUCAUAAUGCAUUCAGAUCAAAAAGAAUCUUACCUGUCAGAUCUGCUUUAUAUGCUGCCAAAACUUCAAUUUUAAAUAAAAUCAUCAAAUUUGCAUCAUCUUAUGGUUUCAUAGCAUUCCAAGUUCCUGAAAUGUUUUUGAAUAAUGAUUUGGCCAUAUCAAUCGAUUUAUUCAUUAGAAGAUCAGAUGAUUUAACUCCAUUCUUAAGUGAUAUCGUUAAUGCAGCUAUUGAACAAGAAUCAUUAUUAACAUUUUUGAAUAUUUUCGUUCCAUACAUCAGUGCUAAACUUCAUGGAAUCAAUAUUAGUGAUAGAGAUUAUGUUAAUUAUAUUGCUAUCUUUGAAAGUUUAGUUAAUAUCAAACCUGUGGCUGCCGUAUUUUCUCAAAUUGAAGGAUUCCAACCUCCAUCUGAUAAACAAUGUUUAGAUUUUGAACAUCGAACUUUAUUAGGACCUUUAUUAAGAUUAUCACCAUUAUUAGAUAAAGUUGGUACUUAUUAUUUCACUGAAAAUGUCAGUAAUGUGGCUCCAACUCAAAUUAAUGGUAUUUAUGAAUCCUUACAAAAUGAAUAUAAAGUAUUAAUUGAUAGAUUAUUUUAUAUCAUUGAUAAAUUAAUUCGUGGAUCAGUUGAAACUCGUGAAUCAUUGAUUGUUUGGUUUGCUCAAUUGAUUAAUUUAAGUCAUUUAAGAAGAGGGGGUCAUGCUGAUUUAAGUAAAUUACCUUCGGAUGGAAUUAUGCUUAAUAUUUCAUUAAUAUUGAUUAAAUUAAGUAUGCCAUUUUUAGAUUAUCCAACAUUUUCAAAAAUUGAUAAGAUUGAUGUUGAUUUCUUUGCUAAAAGUAAUUUAAUUGAUAUUCAUGAUGAAUCAAGAGUUAAUUCUACUAUUCAAGAAGCUGAUGAAUAUUAUAAAUCAAGAAGUGAACAAAAUGAAACUUUAACUGCUCCAAAUUUCAUUUCAAGUUGUUUUAAUUUAACAUUGGCAUAUGUACAUUAUGGUAUGGGAGGGAUUUAUUUACAUUAUGAUAGAUUAAAGAGUCAAAUUCGUCAAUAUGAUGAACGUAUUCAAAUGAUUCAACAAAAUAGAACUCCACCUGGGGUUAAUCCAUCCAUGGCAAGAAUGUUACAAAGUCAAUUACCAACCUUAACUAAAACCGCUAAUGCUUUACAAAUUACCAAACAUACUAUUCAAGCCAUUUUCAGUUAUAGACCAUUACAAUUAGAAAUCUUUGAUUUUAUUGUUGGUUCAACUACAUUUAUAACUAAAUUAAUUGAUCCUCAUCAUAAAUAUCCUCAAGUUAAAUUAGAAAUUCCAAUUUAUAAUAUCACUAGUGUAUCCCAAUUAGAUGAUCAUGAUUUUUUAAAGACUAAGACACCAGAACCAUGGAAAUAUUAUCCCGAAUUCAUCUUGGAAGGAUUAAUUAAUUAUUGUAAGUUUUCGACAAAUUUCAGAGGAUGUCCGUUAGUAUCUAAUUUUGAAAAAUUACAAUUAUUUAUCGAAUUCACUACUAUAUUAUUAAGAUGUCCUGAAUUAUUAGGUAAUCCACAUAUGAAAGCUAAUUUGAUUGAAGUAUUAUUCAUUGGAUCAUUACCUAUGCAAAAUGGUGAACCAGGAUUCAUAUCCCCCAUAUUCAAUGGCAAUAAAUUAGUGAUUAAUAAUAUCUUAUAUUCAUUAUUAGAUUUUUAUGUUAUGGUUGAGAAGACGGGAGCUUCAUCACAAUUCUAUGAUAAAUUCAAUAGUAGAUAUUAUAUAUCUGUUAUCUUAGAAGAAUUAUGGAAAUAUCCGAUUUAUAGAAAUCAAUUGACAGAUUAUUCGAAACAUAAUGUUGAUUUCUUUAUUCGAUUCAUUGCUAGAAUGUUGAAUGAUACCACCUAUUUAUUAGAUGAAACAUUUAAUGAAUUGAAUUUGAUUCAUGAUUAUCAACAAGAAAUCAAAAACAGAGCUUCCAAUGCGGAAUAUAGUGCCAAUGAAGAAUUAGGUAAUGAUGAAGAAUUACAAGAGAAAUUACAAUCAAGUGAAAAGAAAGCUAAAUCCUAUAUGGGAUUAUCGAAUAAAACCAUGGAAUUAUUUAAAUUAUUCACUAAGGAAGUACCACAAGGGUUUGUUCUUCCUGAGAUUGUUGAUAGAUUAGCAGGAAUGUUAGAUUAUAAUUUAUCAAUUAUGGUAGGACCAAAAUGUACUCAAUUAAAAGUUAGUAAUCCUGAAAAGUAUGAUUUUGAUCCUAAGAAGAUUUUAAGUUAUUUAUGUGAGAUUUAUUAUAAUUUAAGUAAACAAGAUAAAUUCAUGAUUGCUGUGAGUAGAGAUGGUAGAUCAUUUAAUCUUGAUUAUUUCAAGAGAGCCAAAACUAUAUUAACUACCAAGACUUAUAUUGAUAUUCUGAUUGUUAAUGGGUUAGUUGAUUUAGGUGAACGAGCUGAAAAACAACGAUUAUUUGAAGAGAAUGAAGAAUUAGAAUUAGGUGAUAUUCCCGAUGAAUUCUUAGAUCCAUUAAUGUAUACACUUAUGGAAGAUCCUGUGAAAUUACCAAGUUCAAAGAUUAGUAUUGAUAGAUCUACUAUUAAAGCACAUUUAUUAAGUGAUAGUACAGAUCCAUUUAAUAGAGUUCCAUUAAAAUUAGAAGAUGUAUUGGAUGAUAUUGAAUUAAAGGAAAAGAUUGAAGAAUUUAAACGUCAAAAGAAGGCUCAAAAAAAAGUUGUUAAACUUGUUGAUGGAGAAGAUGUGAUAAUGGAAUAGAAAUAAAUAGUUACAUAAAUUAAACACAAGAAGUUAAUAAAACGUUAACAUAGAUAUUUUAUAUUAAACAAGAUAUGCUAUAUAUAACUAACAUACAUGGUGGAAGAUUUGGAAUGAGACUGUUUUGACUAUUAAAAAAGGGUUUAAGCUUUAAUAGCGAAUUUUCUUUGUGGGAAAGCGAUUCUUUGUUUUCUAGCUUUAUCAGUUUCAGCUCUAGCUUCGAAUUUAGUUAAUCUUCUUCUAAUAGCUCUAGUUUUUUUAGCUCUUAAAUCUUUUGGUUGAUAUUUCUUACCAGC
Messenger RNA from Scheffersomyces coipomensis, 3804 nucleotides. RefSeq names its product ubiquitin-ubiquitin ligase. Gene Ontology annotation, biological process: protein polyubiquitination. Gene Ontology annotation, molecular function: ubiquitin-ubiquitin ligase activity. Gene Ontology annotation, cellular component: ubiquitin ligase complex; nucleus; cytoplasm. Bases 290 to 3508 code for a protein of 1072 amino acids. The record is from RefSeq and is a predicted model, not a curated record. Lineage: Eukaryota; Fungi; Ascomycota; Pichiomycetes; Serinales; Debaryomycetaceae. The transcript has 2 exons.